Ilyonectria robusta is the source of this 1542-nucleotide messenger RNA. RefSeq names its product alcohol acetyltransferase. NCBI's taxonomy places the organism in Eukaryota, Fungi, Ascomycota, Sordariomycetes, Hypocreales, Nectriaceae. Bases 1 to 1542 code for a protein of 513 amino acids. The record is from RefSeq and is a predicted model, not a curated record. The transcript is spliced from 2 exons.
AUGGCUUCCAAAAACGAAAAGCCAAUGGCCUCUGCCUAUUGCACCGUCGUCAGACCCAGCAACUAUCUUGACCGCAUGUUCUACAUCCAGCACCGCGUAGGUGCCCAGUCGAACAUCCUGCUCUCAGCCCACUACGCGCCUACAUCUGCGGCCGGCCAGAAGUCUCUACCAAGAGAAGCUGUCUACUCUGCAGUUCGCUCCGCCGUCACAGAAUACCCCGAGCUGAGUCUGAUCGGGUUGGUGGAACCAUUGGACAGCAAGGGCCGCUGUGAACUCCGUCUCGCAGCACUACACGAGAUUGAUCUGGAAACUUGUGUUGAGUUCCGAGACGGCGACGAGCCCAAAAUCACAUCGGAAGCUCUUGAACGCCUACACAACGAGUGGGAUUGGACCGAUAAACAAUUCAACCCCCGGCAACCCUGGUGGAAAGUUGUUGUUCUCGGUGGCCAACAGGUCGUCUUUGUCUACCACCACCUCGUCUGCGACGGCCGUUUCAGCCAGAUAUUCCAACAACAGCUUCUUGUCGGCCUCAACUCAUUUGACGAGCAUCAGGAGCCACCUUCGAAAAUCAUCAAGAUUGACCCAGACGCUGUGAGAUUGGAACCGGAAAUGGAGAAAUUCUGGAUCAGCACCGUAUCAGUGUUUCUUGUUCUCCACGUCUUCCUCUCUUCCAUCUUGAUCCGACUCUUCUUGGGAAGCAGACUUCUCUUCGCCGACGUGCCGCGAGCAAAGCCUCAUGGCAAGUCUGUCUUGAUUGAGGCUCUCCCUCAGGAACUCACCAAGACGCGCAUCGCUACUCUGCGUAUAUCACCGGCCAAGAUGGAGCGCAUCAUUGCAGCCUGCCGUGAGCGCAAGGCAACAUUUGCACCCCUCCUGCUCAGCAUGAUGCUUUGUACUCUGGCCUGUGACUACUACCCUAAGGCUAAGGUAGGCAUUUCGAACUGCGCCCUCGACCUGAGGUCGGUAUAUCCUCGCGGGGCCGAAUCACCGAGAUCGGCUCAGUUCCUCCAGCAAGCUGGGGGUCACCGCAAAUUCACCUGGCUGGAGCGGUGUCGUCGAAUCUUUCAUCAUCAGGCAUUGAGUGAGAACAAAGAUGGCAAAGCUGCUGCGCCCAAGGUAGAUGUUGAUGCAGCCUGGCUUUUGGUUCGAGAGUACCGCGCCGCCUUGGCCAAAGGCUUCGAGACGGACCCAUCACCACAUGUUCAAACGCUCAAGGCUGGAAACAACGUCUCGACUGACCUCGCGGAAAUGAAGAAGUCCUACUUUCCAGUGUUGGGUAGCCAUUUGAACAACUCCAUUCAGCUCUCCAAUCUCGGCGUGUUUACGACAGAGGCCAACAGCGGCCCAUGGAAGAUAGAUGACAUGAGCUUCUCAGCUGCUACUGUGAACGGAAACCUUAGUUACAAUAUCAGUCUAAACGUAGUAGGAGUGGAAGGAGGCGAUACGGUGAUUAAUGCGUCUUAUGAGGACGGGAUCCUCACUGAAGACAAAGUGUAUGGGAUAUUAGAGGCGACUUUUGAACGGAUAGAGGUCAUUCUAUAG